Aspergillus ibericus CBS 121593 is the source of this 1339-nucleotide messenger RNA. RefSeq lists its product as uncharacterized. NCBI's taxonomy places the organism in Eukaryota, Fungi, Ascomycota, Eurotiomycetes, Eurotiales, Aspergillaceae. The record is from RefSeq and is a predicted model, not a curated record. The coding region runs from base 20 to 1339 and encodes 439 amino acids. The transcript is spliced from 4 exons.
GUCAGCCGCAAUCCCAUAGAUGUAUCAACUCCCCCCACCAAAGGGUUUCGAGGAAAUGGCAACCCUGGAAGGUUUACCCGUGGAACUACACAUCUCCAUCCUGUUCACCGUACCUGAUCUGGGCUCUCUAGGGUCGCUUAUCCUUGCAUCUCCCGCUUACUAUGAUACAUAUCAGUUGGUGAAAGAGGAGCUCCUCCAGAACUUGCUGCAGGAGCACUAUGCCGGCCUCAUAAAUAUCGCAGAUGCAAUCACCGCUAUUCGCUCCAAAGGACUAUACGCUUAUAACAUAGCCAACAAGGAGAAGAUCAUCGCCCUUCUAGACAGUCAACAUCGCAGUGAUGAGAUUCGUCAACGGGAAGUAUCAUCAGGACCCCUCCCAGAUGAACCAGCAACUAUCAAAGAAAUAAUUCAGUUACUACAGUUGCAUGAUAUGGCAAUCAGGGUUUUGGAGGAUUACAGUAGAACUACAAAGCAACCUUUCUGGAUAGAGCACAACACGUGGGCCAAUGACCAUCUACCCCUAGCUCUAUCAGAAAUAGAGAAGCGCCGUGUCUUUCGCGCCUUUUAUCGGCUCCAAAUCUAUAGAAAUAUCUUCGGUAGUGUCGAACGCGCGUUUAACCAGGAGAAGACGUUCACCAGCGAGGAGUCGUGGCAACUCUUCUUUAGCACCAUGGCACCAUGGGAAAUUGAGGAGUUUGCCUGUCUGUUCCAGCAUUACUGUCAUAAAUACCAAGGAAUCAUCCGGGAAGUAUCAGACAACCUGAUACAGACCGGCUACACCUUCCUCAGCGAGCUCCCCGAAGACCUGCGUGUCCCUACGGCUACUUUUAUCAGCGACUGUGAUGAUCUCAGAUACGCAGACGAGGUCCCAGAACAGAUGUCCUCGAUAGGUCCAGCACUCCUCGGCCAAAUCCUUCGACAGCAGCAAUUCUUGGCUCGCCGCAACCUGGUGCUCGUUAAUGCUCGAGGAUUUAGAUACCAGUUCUACGACAUCGGUCUGUGGCCAUUCCCGGAUUCGUCUAGGGACAAAGUGCACUUCCUCUACCCUGCAGAUAGAUUUGACUUUGGCACGGACAUGCAUGGCUUCAGGGAGCUCCUGAGAACAUUGCCACCCUCUGAACGGCCUAGCAUAGCCUGGGAGCGGAUUUGGUUGAGGGCUGAGAGCAGAUCCCCCAUACUCUUCCAUGAUAUGUUUGAAUGUGGGUCAGAGAACUUCUACCGGCUGUGGGGGUAUGCUCUGUGGGAGGAUGAAAGACUGAGAGACUGGGCAACGCCUAUGCUAGCCGAUGACUAUCCCCUAUGGACGACUACGAAGGAAUGGGGCCACUACCUGGGCUAG